UUGGCAUUUUGAAGUUUCUCCUCCGGGGUGUUUGAACAGGAAGGCGGACAUGUUGGCCAGCCCGUGGGAGAAAAUCGGGCAUCGUCUGCUGUCUCCCCCCUUACCCCCCCCCUCCUCCUCCUCGAUAACACCUCAAAAUACAAUCCACGUCCAGCUCUUACGAGACGGAUCUUAAGGAUAACGCCGUUUUGACGUGGAGGCAGCUGACAGUCGACGACACCGCAGGAAGGAGCUGCAGCGGAACCGUUAACCGCCGCACAGACUUUGGUGUUCCACUUCAAUUUGGAAGAAGCAGAAGUUUUUUUUUUUGUUUUUGUUUUUUUCUUUCGGCCUCCACUUCUUCUUUUGAGCUGUCAGAUUAGUUUGUCGCUCUCCAUGCAAGUACCCGGCACUGGAACGGGAACAGGCCCGGACUAACUGACGCGAAGCCUGCCUACAAAGUCAGAUGUUUUAAAAUCGCCUUUUUUUGUUGUUGUUUUUUUGUUCGGAUGCGGCAUUUUAUCAAGGUUUGUUAUUCUUCUCCUCCCGCGGAGGCUGACAAGUCUGCCGCUGCAUGGAUGUCUCUUGCAGCUCCAGCCACGUUGGGAAGUAGCUUUCACUAAAAAAAGAAAAAAAAAUGUGGCUUUUGUACAUCCAGCGGAACCUCCGACGUUUUACCGUGUGCGAACCGACUAGGAGAACGAUGUGUUUUCUUUAAAGUGACUCGGAAAAGUUGACACGAAGAAGAAAAAAAAAAGACAUUCGGCUAGCUAGCCUUGCUAACGCUAGCUAGCCUCGCUGGUGGCGAGCUUCUUGUUUUUUUUUUUAGCCUGUUCCCAAAAAGACAUAAUCUGGACUCCACUCAAAGGCGAAGAUGUCUUCCAGGGAGAGCAUGGAGGCCCGAUUUGAGAAGAUCGAUGCAAUGUUGCAGGAUCCCAAGUCGGAAAUAAACACGGAUUGUCUUCUGGACGGCCUCGAUGCGCUGGUGUACGACCUGGACUUUCCUGCCCUGAGGAAAAACAAGAGCAUUGACAACUUCUUGAAUAGAUAUAAGGAUACUAUUAGUAAAAUUCGUGACUUGCGUAUGAAAGCGGAGGACUAUGAAGUCGUCAAGGUCAUAGGGAGAGGUGCAUUUGGAGAGGUGCAGCUGGUGAGGCACAAAGCCACCAGCAAAGUGUAUGCCAUGAAGCUGCUGAGCAAGUUUGAGAUGAUCAAAAGGUCAGACUCUGCUUUCUUUUGGGAAGAGAGAGACAUCAUGGCUUUUGCCGACAGCUCCUGGGUGGUGCAGCUAUUUUUUGCAUUUCAAGACGACCGCUACCUCUACAUGGUGAUGGAGUACAUGCCUGGCGGCGACUUAGUCAACCUGAUGAGCAAUUACGAUGUGCCGGAGAAGUGGGCUCGCUUUUACACAGCAGAAGUGGUGCUGGCUCUGGAUGGUAUUCAUGCCAUGGGCUUCAUCCACAGGGAUGUGAAGCCUGAUAACAUGUUGCUGGACAAAGUCGGACACUUAAAACUGGCAGAUUUUGGGACCUGCAUGAAAAUGAACAAGGAUGGUAUGGUACGAUGCGACACAGCGGUGGGGACACCUGACUACAUUUCGCCCGAGGUACUGAAAUCCCAAGGAGGAGAUGGCUAUUAUGGCAGAGAGUGCGACUGGUGGUCCGUUGGAGUGUUCCUGUAUGAGAUGCUCGUUGGUGACACGCCGUUUUACGCUGACUCGCUGGUCGGCACCUACAGCAAAAUCAUGAACCACAAGAACGCUUUGACCUUCCCUGACGACAGCGACAUUUCCAACGAUGCCAAGAACCUCAUCUGUGCCUUCCUGACAGACAGGGACGUCCGCCUGGGUAGGAACGGUGUGGAUGAGAUCAAGAGACAUCCUUUCUUUAAGAACGAUCAGUGGACGUGGGAGAGCAUCAGAGAAACGGCUGCUCCUGUGGUGCCUGAGCUGAGCAGCGACAUUGACACCAGUAACUUUGAUGACAUAGAAGAGGAUCGUGGCGAGGAAGAAACUUUUCCAAUACCAAAGGCCUUUGUGGGCAACCAGCUCCCCUUCGUGGGCUUCACUUACUACAGCAAUCAGCAUAUUUUGCGCAGCUCCACUGCAGCCACAAAGACGAGUGACAAACGUAGCAGCUCCAAAAAGGAGGAUAAAAGUCACCUGGAGAACCUGCAGAAAAGAGUGUACCAGCUGGAGGAGCAGCUCCACAGUGAGAUGCAGCAGAAGGAUGAGUUGGAACAGAAAUGCAGGACCUCUAACACCAAAAUUGAAAAGAUCAUAAAAGAAAUGGAUGAGGAGGCCAACUUGAGGAAAAGCGUUGAGGCGAGCAUGUCUUUACUGGAAAAGGACAAGAUCAUGCUGCAGCACCGAUUUACCGAGUCCCAAAGAAAAGCCGAUCAGGAGGCCGAGAAGAGACGCAAUUUGGAGAAUGAAGUGUCCACUCUGAAAGAGCAACUUGAAGAUAUGAAGAAGAUCAGUCAGAACUCGCAGGCCUCAAACGACAAGAUUGCACAGCUGCAGAGUCAGCUGGAGGAGGCCAAUGACUUGCUGCGGGCAGAAUCGGACACAGCAGCAAGGCUGAGGAAGAGCCACACGGAGAUGGCCAAGUCCAUGAGCCAUCUGGAGAGCUUGAACCGCGAGCUGCAGGAGAGAAGCCGUGCCGCUGACGGGGAGAAAACCCAGCUGGAAAAGGAGCUCUUGCUCCUCCAAAGCACCUUGGACUCUGAGAGGAGAAACUACAGCCUGGGCUCGGAGGAGAUCCGGGAGCUACAAGCUAGGAUGUCAGGGCUGCUGGAGGACAAUAACAACUUGAAGCACAGUCUCUCCAAAGUAGAGGCGGAGCGCAAACAGGCCCAGGAGAGAAGUAAUAACUUGGAGAAGGAUAAGAACAACUUGGAGAUAGACCUCAACUACAAACUGAAGACACUGCAGCAACGUCUGGAGCAGGAGCAGACGGAGCACAGGGGGACACGUGCACAAUUGACUGACAAAUACGAGUCAAUCGAAGAGGCCAAAUCUGCAGCCAUGAAUGCUGUCCAGGUAAAAAUGUCAGAAGAGAACGGAGCGAGGAUGCGAGCAGAGAGCCGCGUGGUGGAGGUGGAGAAGCAGUGCUCCAUGUUGGAGUUUGACCUCAAGCAGUCCGUGCAGAAGAUGGAGCAGCUGAUGAAGCAGAAGGAAAGGUUGGAGGAUGACGUAAAGAACCUGAGGAUACAGGUAGAGCAGGAGUCCAGUAAGCGUGUCCUGGCCCAGAAUGAUCUCAAGGGCCGCAUGCAGGAGGUCGACCGGCUGCGGUGUUCAGAGAAGCAGCUCAAACAGGAGAUCAACACCACGCUGGAAAGCAAACGUUCGCUGGAGUUUCAGCUAGCACAGUUGACAAAACAAUAUAGAGGCAACGAAGGGCAGAUGAGGGAACUUCAGGACCAGCUUGAGGCUGAACAGUAUUUUUCUACGCUUUACAAAACUCAGGUUAAAGAGCUGAAAGAGGAAAUAGAGGAAAGGAACCGGCAGGUACAAGAAUCUCAUAAAAAGGUGCAGGAGCUGUGCGGUGAAAGGGAGUCCCUGUCUGCUCAGCUGGAUCUGACCGUGACAAAGGCGGACUCAGAAAAGCUGGCCCGAGCACUACAGGAGGAGCAGUACUUUGAGCUCAGCCAAGAGAACAAGAAAUUGGUCACCAGACACAAGCAGGAAAUUGUGGAGAAGGAGGCCACUAUUGCGCGACUUGAAGAGUCUAAUAAAACGAUGACCAAAGAUGUAGAGAAUCUCACCAAAGAGAAGGCAGAGAUAAAUGAGAAGCUAAGCACUCAGGAAGAAGAGUAUACAGCUCAGAAGGAGGAGAUUUCAAAUGCAAUUAAGGCCCACUAUGAGAAGGUCCUCAACACGGAGCGCACUCUAAAAACCCAGGCGGUGAACAAGCUGGCAGAGAUCAUGAACCGAAAGGACAUGAAGCUUGAUCAGAAGAAGAAGGGCAGCACUGCAGACCUGCGGAAGAAAGAGAAGGAAAACCGCAAGCUGCAGCUGGAGCUCAACCAGGAGAAGGACAAGUUUAACCACAUGGCCAUCAAGUAUCAGAAAGAACUGAGCGAGAUGCAGGCGCAACUGGCAGAGGAGUGCACGUACCGCAACGAGCUCCAGAUGCAGCUGGACAGCAAGGAGAGCGACAUCGAGCAGCUGCGAGAGAAACUCAACGACCUGCAACAGCGCAUGGACAACUCCAGUAUCACCAGCCUGCUGACGGACGAGACGGACAGCAACAUCGCAGAAUCCCGACUGGAAGGCUGGCUGUCCAUUCCUAACCGCACUAAUAUUAAGCGAUACGGAUGGAAGAAACAGUAUGUUGUGGUUAGCAGCAAGAAGAUUUUGUUCUACAAUGAUGAACAAGAUAAGGAGCAGUCCAACCCUUCCAUGGUACUAGAUAUCGACAAACUGUUCCACGUGAGACCAGUGACACAAGGAGACGUGUACCGCGCCGAGACUGAAGAGAUUCCGAGAAUAUUCCAGAUCCUGUACGCCAAUGAAGGCGAGUGCAGAAAAGAAGCCGACAUGGAGGCAGUCCCUCAAGGCGACAAAUCCAACUGUCUGCCGCACAAAGGCCAUGAGUUCAUCCCCACCUUGUAUCACUUCCCUUCCAAUUGCGAGGCCUGCUCCAAGCCGCUGUGGCACGUCUUCAAGCCGCCACCGGCCCUUGAGUGCCGCCGCUGCCAUGUCAAGUGCCACAAGGACCACCUCGACAAGAAGGAGGACGUCAUCGCUCCUUGCAAAGUUAACUACGACGUUACCUCUGCCCGGGACAUGCUGUUGCUGGCCCUGACCCAAGAUGAGCAGAAGAAGUGGAUCGGCCAUCUUGGAAAGAAGAUACCCAAAACUCCGCCUUCCACAUUUUCCAGAGCCUCGCCUCGCUCCAUGUCCACUCGCCCCGGACCCAACCAGUCCUUCCGCAAAAACCCUAAAAGCAAUACUGCAAAAUUGAGCAGAGCGCAGUCCAGCCUCCAUGCAGCAGACACAACAUCCAGCACUUGUUGACAGGAGCUCCUUCGUCAGAAAACUAACCGUCUCAACCAUUGGAUCUGUUGUUUUUGGACUAUAACUAUACUUUCCCUCCCCUCCUUCCUCGUGCAUUGUGUUGAGCACCGUAUUAGCAAAAAAGCAAGACACAAAAGCCGUGAUGGACAUUUAAGAGAAGCCUGAAUGACCCCACCCCCUCCCCCAAUCCUGCAAGUCCAUCACUGUCUCGCAGUUCUACAUUUCUACCAGAAGAGAGCACCAUUGUCCCGAACACCAAACAAGGCUGAAACGUCAAGCUGGAUAGGACACAUCCUGUGGUUGUUUUUUCAAAACCCUGAUAUUUGUGAUGGACACUUGGACAGAAAAAAAGGCGGGGGGGGAGGGCUUGCUUGGACUUUAAGGUACCGUCAUCCAAGGAUUGCAGUGAUUAUAUCUCAGGAGUGGACACGUGGAAUAACCCGCCUGACAGAUCCUGGCGUUAAAUGCAAACAAACUUCCAUUCGAAAACAUGACUGAUGCCUUCAUCUAGAAUUCUCUUGCUGGCCUUUUUUUUUUUAAAUAACAACGCUCCAAGUCAAGUUUAUCAGGUUUGGAACAGAGUAUUUGGGACAUGAGUAUUAUUAGAUUUUUUUUUUUGCGUGAGGAGCAUGUAAGUUGAUCAUUUAAAUCUAUGCAUUAUUUUAUUAUAAUUAUUUUUAUUGCUCCAAGCCAUAAACAAGGAAGCUUCCAUUGUAAUGGCAUAUAGGAGUCCUAAAACUUCCAUCACUUUGUUUAUUUGGUACAUUGUCCUGUGAUAUAUAUUUUGUUUUCUUGUAUUUUUUUGUAAUGUAUUGCCUUACAUUGACUCAUAGAUAAAUGGUUCAAAAAGGAAACAUUAAGUUAACAAAUGUAAAACUGCACUGUUUGAAUUGUAAAUUAUUUGAAGAAGACUAAACAGGUGUAGCAUUUGGCCCACCUAGUGCCUUAUUAACCUAUUUGGAUAUUGAUUUUUACUGCCAUAUCUUUAUUAUUAUUUUUGUCCUCCAAAACAAGACAAAUCAUAAUGCUUCCAUCUUAUUCCUUUUUUUAAUUACCAUACAUGUGUGGUUUUAUUGCGGCUUUAUUUCUCUGGUUUAGGUAUAUAAAGUAUAUAUAGAUAUAUUAGGUGACCUCUGUUUGGACACAUUCCAAUGAAAUUAGCAUGUUAAAAAAGGCCCAAGAAUUGACUCAUAUCAUGACAAGUUUGGGGAUAGUGCAGCUGAAAACAAGCCACGUUGUUUCUAUGAACAUGCCAGGGUCCCAUUAAUGCAAACUACCCCAUCUGCAAUGUAAAUAAUGAGAGAGAGAGACAUAUGGAUUAUGGAAUUUACCACCGCAAUUGUUUUUUUUUUUAACUUUUUGUUCAGUUAAAAGAGAAGAAAAAAGCACUGGAACUCUGAUCUACUCUGGUCUUGGAUAAUUAAGUUGCAUGGUUUAUUUGCAUUGGAGUCCGCACUGAUGGAUAUGUCAAUAAACAUAUCUUUAUCAUUCA
Molecule: messenger RNA, 6491 nt
Organism: Nerophis ophidion (straightnose pipefish)
Lineage: Eukaryota; Metazoa; Chordata; Actinopteri; Syngnathiformes; Syngnathidae
Gene: rock1
Product: Rho-associated, coiled-coil containing protein kinase 1
Exons: 34
Coding region: 854-4999 (1381 amino acids)
Biological process (GO): regulation of cell junction assembly; mitotic cytokinesis; Rho protein signal transduction
Cellular component (GO): cytoskeleton; cytoplasm
Molecular function (GO): small GTPase binding; Rho-dependent protein serine/threonine kinase activity; ATP binding
Source: RefSeq, a predicted model, not a curated record